Somion occarium is the source of this 1503-nucleotide messenger RNA. NCBI's taxonomy places the organism in Eukaryota, Fungi, Basidiomycota, Agaricomycetes, Polyporales, Cerrenaceae. The record is from the annotation of a GenBank genome assembly.
GCACGAGAGUAGAAAAGAAUAUAUCAUGUUGUUUGAGAAAGCGGAGUUUGAAUCUCAAUCUCUCAGGCUUCCGGUAUGACCUCGAAUCGCAGCCGUCGCAGCAAGAGUGCAUGGAUGCAAAAUCUCCUAGAGGAUGAAGAGGAGGAGGAUAUGGAAGAUGAGGUUCAACAGGUGCAGGCUGUGGUGGCCACAAUGUUGGGAGUUGGAGCAGAGGAAGCACGUCUUAGACGAAUACAAUGCCGUAAUGAACAUCGCAGUUACCUCUGUCGUCCUGAUUUACUACCACAUCCUCGUGGUGACACGCCUUGGCAGCGACUACACAAUGGUCAUAAAGACCGUGCAUACAUAGUCACAAUGGGACUUGAUGUUCCAACGUUUGAGCUCAUCCUGGCCUCCGGAUUUGAGCAGCGAUGGAAUGAGUCCACCAUUGACCGUACCGAUGUCUCUUCUUCUGGAGUCUCACGUCCCGAGAGGAGAUCCCUUGAUGCUGCAGGUGGACUCGGUCUAACUUUACAUUGGUUAUCAUCCACAAUGCGCGAAAUUACACUUCAGCAAGUCUUCGCCCUCAUUCCUGCUACAGUUACCUGUUAUGUCACUUUCGCCCUGCGAAUACUGCUGGAGACUUUGAAAUCAAUGCCGCUAGCAAAGAUCAAUUGGCCUGAUGAAGUCAAGGACCACAAUGAAUUUGAAGAGUUGUCGAAACUAGUCCUCGCAUGCCAUCACCUUCUCUUGGGAGCCUUUGGAAGUAUAGACGGUCUGAAUCUUUUAUGUCAAGAAUCAGAUGACAUUGAGAUUGAGAAUGCCACCUAUAAUGGGUGGCUACAUAGUCACUUCGUAAGUUCUGUUCUUGCAUUCAGAGCGAAGGGAACCCUUAUUGCAUCAAACUGGAACUGUCCGGGCAGCUGGCAUGAUUCUCGCGUCACCCAGCCAAUUUAUGAACGACUGCAAAAUUGCACUCCAGAAGGAUAUUUUCUUGUUGCCGAUACUGCAUUCCCGCAUGGCACAAAACAGAUUGAAGGUCGAAUUCGUGUCCCAAUAAAGCAAGGUCAGACCUUGCCGUCUGAUGAGGCAGAACUACGGAAGGACUCUUGACUAUGAUAGGCAGUUAUUGUCUUAUCGACAAACAGCAGAGUGGGGAAUGCAAGGCAUUCAGGCAUCAUUUGGCUGUUUACAUGUACCACUCGAGAUCGCUCACAAUAACCUUCGUGCUGACUUAUUAGAGACUUGUGGAUGCAUACACCAACUUCGAAUGCACUGUGUAGGCAUUAAUCAGAUAGCAUCAGUCUAUGUUCCAAUAUGGCAUGAGGGUGAUCAAGGAGAUAUUUGGGAUGGUUUCGAGUCAAUGCUCUUCUCUGAACAGCGGAAGAGAGAUCGUGUUUCUGCAUUUCAUGUAGUUGCUGUGUAUGAUUAACUAUCACCAAGGUAGUUACAUCAUGUAUUCAAAGUAGAGUAAAGCACAAAUACAAAGGAGCUACUACCAUUCAAGAAAGGUACAGUUACUAG